AUGCUGGCUGAUCGGAGCGAGCUUCUUCGGUCGAUCGAAGGGAAGAUGAUGACUAUAUCCGCGGACAUUUACCAACAACCACAAAAAACGCAAUUGGCCUUGAUUGAGGCAUACCGUGAGCAGUUAGAAGAAGAGCCUCGCUCACAUAUAAAAUGGGAUGAGUUUGAGUCUGAUGAUGACAAUCCUCCUACGCCUAUGAUUUAUGAUUAG
Messenger RNA from Penicillium angulare, 210 nucleotides. RefSeq lists its product as uncharacterized. The record is from RefSeq and is a predicted model, not a curated record. The transcript has a single exon. The coding region runs from base 1 to 210 and encodes 69 amino acids. NCBI's taxonomy places the organism in Eukaryota, Fungi, Ascomycota, Eurotiomycetes, Eurotiales, Aspergillaceae.